AGCAUGUCUUGGGUUGGGGAGAUUACUGGACAUGAUAACAACCGCACAGUGCCGUAUGGAUGGAUGGGCUGAAGGAAUGAAAGAGAACCCCCAAGGGGAGGCUCUAGGAGGAAAGACCAGCCCUCAGUCACUCUCACUGAGACUGGAUUGGCCCAGGAAUAAAGAAGUUCUUGCAGCUCUCUUCUGAUGUCAAAGUAAUGAGGCAGUUAGUGAAUGUGUCUGUGGGAGACCCUGUUAAUGCCAGCAAAGAGACUGGUGCCUGAUCCAGCCACAAGCCAGGGGAAAUGAAACCAUGCCUGCUUGGGGUGAUAUUUCCUUUCUCUGAAAUGAGAAACCUCAUGAUACGAGCACGGGCUCUGCAGCGUCCAAAUCUCCUGUGUCUGCAAGUGCUGCCAAGCGCCGUGGUCUCUCAUCUGUGGGUUUGAGCCGGUGGAAGGAAAUAAAUACCAUGAUCACCAUCCUCACUGUCCUGUUCUGCAUUGGAAAUACUCCUCCAGGCUUGAGUCUGAGUCCCAGCACUACCAUAGUGCAGAAAGAGCUCUAUGCAGGACGAUAUCACUGUUACUAUGAGAGCCCUGCUGGUUCUUCAGAGCACAGUGACAUGCUGGAGCUGGUGGUGACAGAUGUCUAUAGUAAACCUAGCCUGUCAGCCCUGCCCAGUUCUGUGGUGACCCCAGGAGAGAACGUAACCUUUCAGUGCGUCUCAUGGUUGGGGUUUGAAACCUUCAUUCUGACUGAGGAGGGAGAAAACAAGCUCUCCUGGACGGGUGACUCACAGAGACAUCCAAAUGGGCACAUGCAGGCGCUUUUUCCGAUGGGUCCCGUAAGCCCCGGCCACAGGCGGAAGUUCAGGUGUUACGGGUAUGACAACAGCAAUGCCCAAGUAUGGUCAGCACCUAGUGAACCCCUGGAGCUCAUAAUCUCAGGAGGUGUGGUGGCUGUGUGUUGCCUGACAGGAAAUUCUUCUGUUAUCCUGCCAGGAAUGGUUGAGACCAACAGCUCAUCACCAAACAUGUCAGACCCCAAAACAGGAAAAGUAUUUAACACACAUCCUCUCUCCAGUGGAUUUCGCAUUUGUGAUGUACAGAGGGGAAGGGUGCGGCCUGCAGGGGACACAGUGCUGCCACUGUGGUGAAGAAUGGAAUUGCAAAGCCUGCAUUCCACAAUUCCUAUAGUUCACAGACCUCCCAGUACAGACAUUGGAGGGUCUUUGGGCUCCAGUUAGAGGUGAGGUGAACUGUGAGUCUCAUGUGACAGCAUCACCUAGCCCCUAGACCUACUUUUUAGACUGAAUAAAAGUUGUGCGGUCAGCAAAAGCCGGGACUGUUUCGAAGUGUGACCUGGGACUGUGGUGACUACAUCCUGGGCUCCCAUGUUCUAGUAACACCCUGCUCAUUUGCCAGUUUUCCUCAGCUCUUGCAAGACAUCCCAGAAAAACAACAACAACAACAACAAAACAAAAACAAACAAACAGAAAACCACAAAAACAACUGCUCAGAACAAGCCCUCCCUGAGCACUUGGUCCCCUAGCGUAGAUAUGUCUGAACAUUCAAUCCAACUUCACUUCUCCCAUUAAAAAUGUCUAAGAGUUGUCACCCUCAUCUGUGAGUCCUGCAGUGGAAUCCUCAACAAUUCAGAAGUUCUGUAUUCUCAGCAAGGUUGUUCUAGCUGAUGAUGCCUACAACCUCUUGCUGUGUGCAGCACACAGUGAAACCUUGGAACUAUUAUGACUGUGAUUCAUAAUUCCUGAUGAGUCUGUAUCCUGAAGGCCAAGAGCAGAUCCUGGGAGAGGUAUAUGUGAUCCCGGAUGAUUAAACUUGGCUGUUGGGAGAAUACCUGCAGAGCUGCAGCUGAUUUGACUUCAGAGUGUCAGCACCCAGUCUUAAUCUGACUUUUGUGAUUCCUACCUUUUUUCCCUGGGUACCCUCAAUGUGAAUCUUCUCUGAGAGUCUUCUGAAGGUGCAAAGCCUAUGCAAAUUUGGUUCAAGAAGAACUCAGAACACAGCAGGUAUUCUUCAGUCGAGAAUUAGCAUUUGGCAUUGUCCCUUUGGGAAGCUUGGAUGACAGGUGUUGGAAUAUGAAGAUUAACUUGCUAAAAGAGUGUCAACUGGAGAACAAUAAAAGAGCCCUUUGCUAAGCUACAACAGACCAGUCCAUAGAGGUGGAUCACCCCCUGCAGCCUGCAGCUGUGAAAGACAUAAGGUGCCUCUGUCUCUUGAUUCCAUGGACCCUAGUGAACACCCAUACCCAAUAUACAACACUUGACAUCUAACUUAAUUGGAGCUGGAAUUGAAUAAGAGAUUCCUGCGGGCAAUUCUGCAAAUGCUUUGCUUUUUUGUUUGUUUGUUUGUAUGAGACAGGGUUUCUUUGUGUAGU
Molecule: messenger RNA, 2376 nt
Organism: Peromyscus leucopus (white-footed mouse)
Lineage: Eukaryota; Metazoa; Chordata; Mammalia; Rodentia; Cricetidae
Product: leukocyte immunoglobulin-like receptor subfamily A member 5
Exons: 7
Coding region: 449-1135 (228 amino acids)
Biological process (GO): cytokine-mediated signaling pathway
Molecular function (GO): inhibitory MHC class I receptor activity
Source: RefSeq, a predicted model, not a curated record